AUGGAGUCGGAACCAACGUAUACCGUUUUCAUCCGUCUCCCUUUCCCGAGAGGAGACUUUGUGGAUCCUCCACCUGUAAACUGGGACUCCGCCAAGGAUGAAGCUCUGUGGAACAUUCUCUCUGGUGUUUCCAAGGGGGAGAUUGACUGUACUGCCAUCGAGUUCGACGUAACUGUCGAUUUUCUUCUCCAACAAGUGACGUACCUCACAGAACGCCAUGCCGCCCAAGUCCGGGCACAAAUGCGGAAGCUCACGGCAGCCAAAGGAUCGGCCGCGCCGUCACCAGUCCCACCUUCCGACUUGGCUGCAAUUACCGCGUCCGACAUGAGGAGAACAGGGUCAGGAGCUGGCAUUUCUCUUGGACAGGCCCGAGCACCCUCAUCCCUCUCAAUCCGAAGAGAUGCUCAGGUCCCUAGGAGUGACCCUGCAUCGGUAGCUGGCUCAACAACCGCAGCCGGCAAGGCACCUUUUGUAAAACAACCCGCCACACGUACAUCUCCAGGCGGCACAGGUCCAGGUAGCGUGGGCCCGGCACCUCAGCGAAAGACAGGGGCGAACACGCCGCGGCAGUCCCUUGAUCCUCCGCGCAAGCGGCUUUCAUCGCUAGGCAUGCCAACCACUCCUACCGCUGCAACAAUGCGCACCGCCCGACAAUUUCAAGAUGAUGAAGAUACCGAAUCUCCGGGACCAGCGGACUCUAGCUCGGAAUCAUCGUCAGAAUCCUCAAGCCCUGCGCAGUCCCGGAUCAUCCGUCGACCGCCUCGUUUCUCGGCUCCAUCUGGUGGCGGCAAAACUGGCGACGGUCAGGAAUCACCAGAAGAUGAGGAUGUUGAGCCUGCAUUUCUACCCCAAGAGGCGAGAAGUGAGCAGUAUUCUGAUCCCGGGGCUACACUCCGAGGUGAACCUCACAGUUCAAGGCGGCCCGCCAGGAGCCAGUCGACGAAAGAUCGGAUUGGAUCCAUCACCCAGUCCAACACGUCAGACUCUUCCACGGGAUCCGCGGCUUUGAUAAACAAGUCACCUGCCCGUGAUGAGCGAUUCUAUCGCACACCUGUUAGUCCGAGGCGAACGGCCGAGCUCUCUGGGAGAGCAGGAUCUAAUGGUAAAGGAAAAGGGUACUCCAGAGAUGGAAGCGAUGGUGGAACGCCCAGCAUGGGCAGUAGCUUUAGUGACUUGGACGACGCCUCAGUUACUCAAUCAGCGCUUGAGGAGGCCUUGGCAAGCAACAUGCAGGAUGGAACUAUCGGAAGUAGGAUGAGUACGAUAGGCCAGGCCUUCAGGAGUCGCUACCUUCCUCAUACCACUCGAUCAACGGAUAAGAAGUAG
Messenger RNA from Pyricularia grisea, 1326 nucleotides. RefSeq lists its product as uncharacterized. The record is from RefSeq and is a predicted model, not a curated record. The transcript is spliced from 4 exons. The coding region runs from base 1 to 1326 and encodes 441 amino acids. Lineage: Eukaryota; Fungi; Ascomycota; Sordariomycetes; Magnaporthales; Pyriculariaceae. Gene Ontology annotation, biological process: autophagosome assembly. Gene Ontology annotation, cellular component: phagophore assembly site.